CGCCGUUGGAUGGUUUCACUAGUCCGACUAGGCAGCACGGCGUAGGCAGCAUGACGCGCUCAGAACGCAGCAAAAGCCGCCGAGUCCAACUACGCACCAACUAACUCGUGCUAGAGAUUGCUCAUAUCCAAGCGACCCACGUUGUUCCGAGGCAGACGGAAUUAAAGCCCGUCUCCCCGCUUCGAUGGCACCGCCGAUCGAUGCUGUUGUUCUCCGAGUACUUCCUGCCUGCCACCUCCUGCUCCUCUGACACCUUCCAUAUCUCUUGAUAUUCGACAAGCAAAAUGUCUACAACAUAUACUUCAGAAUCCCAGGUGGAAACCGCCUACCAAACCCUCCGCGAUACCUUCCGAUCGGGGCGCACUCGAGAACUCGCCUGGCGCAAAUGGCAGUUGAAGCAAUUGUGGUGGCUUCUCGAGGAUAACGAGCAGCGGAUUAUCGAUGCUCUCCACCACGAUCUCCAUCGCCACCCGUUCGAGUCGGUGCUCAGCGAGUUGCGCGGCAUAAAAAUGGACCUUCUGGACCAUGUGCAGAACAUUGAAAAAUGGACAGCCGAUCAGGUACCGGACUGCCCGCUCCCCAUGAAGUGGCUGCUGCGUCCGACCAUUCGCUACGAGCCACUUGGAGUCGCGCUGAUCAUCGGGCCCUGGAACUAUCCCACGUCCCUGAUCUUUCAGCCGUUGAUUGCGGCCAUCACAGCCGGCUGUGCCGUGAUGUUGAAGCCGUCGGAGAUCACCGUCGCCACGCAGGAUCUGAUGGUCGAGUUGAUUCCCAAGUACAUGGAUUCCAGCGCUAUUCAGGUGGUGACCGGAGGAGCAGCAGAGACUGGGAGCCUCCUGGCGAGGAAAUUCGACCACAUCUUUUUUACUGGGUCGGUGAAUGUAGCGAGACAUGUCGCCGCCGCCGCAGCUAAGAACCUGACCCCCACCACUCUGGAACUGGGAGGCCAAUGUCCGGCUAUUGUGACCAAGUCGGCUGAUAUCGAGGCCGCAGCUCGCGACAUCGCGUGGAUCAAGUUUGUCAAUUCGGGACAGAUCUGUCUCUCGGUGAACCAUGUGUUUGUCCAUCCCGACGUCGAGAAACAGCUGUUGGAGCGGUUGACGUUCUACUUCAACAAAUAUUUCAAGGAGGGAGAAGAAGGAAUGACGAGAAUUGUGAACCAGAGAAAUUACGAUCGCUUGAAGGGUCUGUUGGAGAAGACGGACGGCCGGGUGGAAACUGAUGCGGCCUUGAGCAACGAGAAGCGCCAGAUCCCUCCGUCUGUUGUGUCAAAUGUCAAUAUGAAAGACACGCUGCUUUCCGAAGAAUUAUUUGGGUCGAUCUGCCCGGUGAUGACAUCGGCCACCCAGGAUGCCAUUGACUCGAUUAACAGUCUUCCCGCGCCUCUUGGUCUAUACAUUUUUGGUCAUGACCACACGGAGAUUGAUCACAUCAUCUCAUCCACCCAAUCCGGUGGUGUCACCGUCAACUUGGUGGCUCUGCAUGCCGCCAUCCCCGGUGCUCCCUUCGGUGGUGUCGGAGAGUCAGGCCACGGCUACUACCACGGGCAAUGGGGAUUCAAGGAGUUCUCUCACAUGCGCACUAUCGCCAGGCCAAGACCGUUGAUCUCGAAACUUUCGGCUUUAGCACACCCGCCUUACUCCAUGGACGGUUUGAAAUGGCUCAGGGUCAAGAAUGGUCUAGGAUUUAAGCGAGAGUGGACUCUGGAGGACGAGAGAAGGGUCAGUAGUCGUGGAAAGUUGCUCAAGAUCAGCUCGCGUGCUAUUAACGUUCUCGUGGUUUUGGUGUCGCUUGGCUUGCUGGACUAUAAAUCGAAUCAGCGACUAGGAUUGCUACGCAGAGCUCUUGGGGCGGUUGAAUAUGCCAGGACGUGGUUUGGAUGAGAGUGUGUGCUACAAGGUGGCAAUUACUCACGGCUUGUGUGGCAUUCUUAAGCUAUACAAAUGUACUUAUGACGCUUUCUUCGAUCAUCAAGUGUAUGACUUCUACAUUUGAAAUCACUUAUGCGACUACCUGUG
Molecule: messenger RNA, 2018 nt
Organism: Aspergillus steynii IBT 23096
Lineage: Eukaryota; Fungi; Ascomycota; Eurotiomycetes; Eurotiales; Aspergillaceae
Product: aldehyde dehydrogenase family protein
Exons: 4
Coding region: 285-1883 (532 amino acids)
Biological process (GO): aldehyde metabolic process
Cellular component (GO): cytoplasm
Molecular function (GO): aldehyde dehydrogenase (NAD+) activity
Source: RefSeq, a predicted model, not a curated record